Molecule: messenger RNA, 1239 nt
Organism: Penicillium riverlandense
Lineage: Eukaryota; Fungi; Ascomycota; Eurotiomycetes; Eurotiales; Aspergillaceae
Product: Zn(II)2Cys6 transcription factor
Exons: 4
Coding region: 1-1239 (412 amino acids)
Biological process (GO): positive regulation of transcription from RNA polymerase II promoter by galactose; DNA-templated transcription
Cellular component (GO): nucleus
Molecular function (GO): RNA polymerase II cis-regulatory region sequence-specific DNA binding; DNA-binding transcription factor activity, RNA polymerase II-specific; zinc ion binding
Source: RefSeq, a predicted model, not a curated record
AUGAAUUCAAGCACCACACCCCACGAGUCGACAGGCUUCAAGCGGAAACGAACGGCUCACGCAUGUGAGGGAUGCCGCCAGCGUAAAUCACGCUGCAAUGGGGCACGACCCGUAUGCGACGAAUGCAGAGAAAUGGGCUUUCCGUGUCUCUAUCGCCAACCCAGCAAGCUGUCAUCGUCCAAGUUGACCUCGAUAUCAGAACGCGCGGUAUUAUACAAUCAGACCUCUUUGGAGGAACGCCUUGAUAGGAUGGAACAGCUAUUGCAGACGGUCGUAGCCAACAGCGAGCGGGACAGAAUCACAUUCGCAAGCCGAGCUCCGCCCAACUUCUUGUUUGCAAGCUCGACCUUCGGCUUUUCUGACCCUGUUGAUGGAAUGGGAUGUAUGACGUUUUCUGGCGAAGAUGAUGCAGGGUAUUUUGGCCAUAUAAUCAAUGCUAUCAAAGAUUUUGGACAAUUUCAGGUCCCGGAAUCUACCUCCGAGGAUGUGACGGUGAUCUCCCGAGCUCACUCUCCACCAUCAAGCUCGGAAUCUGUCGCUUUUUCAAUUUGUCCCUCCUACGCAUCCACCGACCCAUUCGCACUGCCACCGACGGAGGAUGUUUUCCAUCUCUUGGACAUAUACUUCUCAAAUACUGGAGACAUGUUCCCGUAUUUAGACAAGACAACUGUGCUGAGUUACAUUAUCAAGGUUGAACAAGGCCAAUCGGACAGACUUCAGCCCGCAGAGGUCUGUCUAAUCAACAUCUGUCUGGCGUUUGCGAGUGUCCAUGGAAGACCCGAGACUGACGGAGACGGCCACAUGGAAAACGCCAAUAUUUAUUUUCAAAGAGCCCGACUAAUGCUCCCAGAAAUAAUGUCUAAGAAUGCCAGUCUCGAGUCUAUCCAGGCCUUGCUUCUUGUAUUACAAUACUCUCAAGGCACACAACGCUCAUCCGAGACAUGGAGGCUUAUGAGCUCAAUCGUCGAAGGUGCUUUCCAAAUUGGCCUAUACCGCUCGAUGACUACGGAAAGUAUGAGCCCAAUCAAGAUGGAAAUUCGGAAGAGGACAUGGUGGAUGUGCUUCGUGAUGGACAACAUGACAUUCGGCCGGCCACCACUUAUUGCAAAUAGCUACAUGCGGACCUUACUGCCUCUCAAUCUGUCGCUCAACUUAGACGAGACGGAACAGAUAUCACCAGAAACGGAACAAGAACCAGCGGCCUCGGCAGGUUCCAGUCUUUUUCUGCACACCUCGUAA